CCAUUUUCUUGGAAGAAUUAAAAACAGUUCUACUAAGACUGGCUUUCCCUCCAAAAGAUGCCUGCACUUCAGAGCAGAGCAAAUCUUCCCAUCCAGUGUACAUGGUGAAAACAAGUGGAAAAGGAUUUUUAGGGGUGUAUAAUCCUGACCCACACCUCUUUCACAAUUUCAUCAUGCUAAAUGAGGCUUCAUCACUUCACAAAAACAGGCCUUCUUCAGCCACACCUCCAGUUAAGUCUGGCCAUGAAGAAGCCAGGUUUUCCUGGGAACAAAGCCUGAGAGCUUCAAACUCCACACCAAAAAUAGUAUUUACUGGCAUCUUAAAUCCUACGACAUGCAUUGAUGCUAAUGUUAACAUCCUGUUCAUUGUCUCCAAGGAGCAUUAUCCAAUUUAUGAUGUAAACAAUCUGUGCAACACAAAUGCUGAAUUUGACUGGGGAGACUUCCGGAGCCUUGCAGAGGAAAUCAGAAAGGCCUCCUCAAACUUCCUCCUCUUCCUUUUCCAGUUCCAGCACCCUGGUACCUAUGUUUUACGACUGAGUAGCAAUCAGCACAAAAAAAUGGUUUGUAUCAAGGAAUCCUGUGUUUACAAUUAUGAUGUCCCUCUCAGUGGAGCAUUUCAUGUUCUAUACAAUGGUUUGGAAUCAAAGGAAAUGUUACAAGUAAUAGUGACCAUCUUUUCACAUUGUACUGGUGAGUACAGCAGUAUGACUGUGAGUUUGUGUAGAUGUGUCACAUAUAUGAGUGCAAAAAGGUGCAGCUGCAGUGAAGUUCUGACUCAAUGUAACAAACAAAAUAACACUUGACAUUUCAAACAGCAGACCCAAUCAUGUAUGACUUGGCAUUUCUAUUUAUGCUUAUUUCAUUAAGUAUGUUAAGGUCAUGCCACGUGGUGGACAGUGUUAUGAAGAGGGUCCGUUCUUCCCCACAACUCCCAGAUAUGCUGUACAGGUGGGCAUUGCGAAAAAACAAGACCUCCUACUGAAACCUGACUGGACAGCUAUUAUUGGAUUAAUCACGGGACUUCUCAUAUUCCUUAUUACCUGCCUGCUAUCGACCCUUCUCUGUCAGCGACUUAGCUGGUCUCAGAAAGGCGCUGCCUGCCCCCCAUUUCGAAGGCAGCAAUUGAAAUAUGAUCUUGACAGAUACUCCUCCAAUAUAUCAACAGUGUUUUCCAUUAAAAAACGUCAUCCCUGGCUGCAGAACAAAGGCAGUCUGGAUGCUGACUCUUGCGGCAGUGGUGAAGCAAAAGCCUUCCUCCUAAAAAGAGGUGAUAUUUGGGAACCUGAAGAACAGAUAGACCUUGAGUCAUUCAAUACCAAUGUUUUCUUUGAACUUCUGCUGAGACAGUCUCUAUCAGUCACAGCCAAAUUGGGUGAUUUCAAAGAAGAGGUGAAAACUAUAUAUCGCAAGCUUACAAAUGAAAUAUCUUCACUGAAAGAACUUUGGAUAAUGACACUGAGCAUCCCAGAAGAGAGUGAGGCUUAUGAGAGCACAAUGAUUGAGAGUUACUUAAAAGCAAAGCAGCAGGCAGAAGAAGAGAUGCAGCACAGGAAACAGCUGGCUGCUGAAUAUGAGGAAAGCAUGAACAAACAAGUGCACUUAUUACACCAUGAUCUGAAAUGCCAGGAAGAGCAUUAUGUCAUGUUCAAUUCUGCCCUGCGAGAGGCAGUGAGAUUGGUAGAGAUGCUGACAAAUCAGAUGGCUUGUAGAGGAAACCAAACAAUAUGGUCUCCACUGGACUAUCCAAGCUUGUUAGCCCAGAUAGAUGCUGCAAGCAGCAAGAUGACAAGCGCAAUAAUAAAGGAAAGCCACCGCCUCAAAGCAUGGGGAGUGCUGGGUGAAGGAAUGGGAGCUUACCUUCUUAAUGAAACUAAAACCAGGAUUCUUACCAAGCAGGAGCUAGUGGACUCAAAUGGCACUGCUAAAGCACCUGACGUUGUCCACACGGAUCCUAUCACUGGAUUGCUAACACCCAACCCACAGUGUACCAUGCUGCUGAACAGUCACUGCCCUGAGCCUGUACCUAUCAAUCAUUUUCUGCAUCCCGAGACUGGAAAGGUACUUCCUGUAGCUGGUAACAUUGGUUAUGAUCCCAUCAGAUCGAGGCUGGUCUGUGCUGUUGAUUCUGCUUCAGGUGAGCUUCGUAAGUCUGAAGUGCCCAUAUUUCCCUACGUUCCUUAUCCAGUUUGUCCCAACACUGGUCUACCUGUGAAGACAAAACUUCCAGUACUAUGUCCUGAAAAAAUGUUUCGCCUGGGAGGACUCAUGCUAGAUCCAGUGACGGAAAUAGAAGUGCCAGUGCUUGCAGUUACAGUCCAUCCUCACACUGGGCAAAAGCUGUCCAUUGGCGGGACCUACCUGAACCCCCUUACUGGCACAGUGACGCCUCUGGAGAUUGGCGGACCCAUGACUGAGCCAGAGGGAGGCAAGAUUGUUCCAAUACUUGGAGUCAGUUUGGAUAACAACACUGGAGAGGUUAUACCUGUAGGUGGACUUGUCGGUCCUUUUGGAAACCUAAUGCUUCUUGGAGAUUCCUUCACUGAACCUCUGAGCGGGAAAACUGCUCGGGUACAUGGAGCUCACCUUGAGCGAGACAAGGUGCUGCCCCACGCUGGAAGUUACCGAGCAAUGUUGGAAGCUGACUGGCUUAUAUCCCAGACCCAUGUGGUGAAUGCUCUGAAGCAGUAUAAAGAGUCAGUUCUUGAAGAUGCCUAUUUAGUAGCAGACAGAUUGGCAGCACUAAAGGCUUCAAUAGAAAAUAUGAAGAAGUCUUUCACCAUUACAUUUUAUCAUGCAAUGCAUUGUCUGCAAAGCCUGGAGAAAAAACAGGAAAUAGCUUCGAGUCUCAAGAGUAAUGGGAGUAAACUGGGGAUGAUCAAAUAUCCUGGCACAGAGAUGUGGAUCCCUGCAGUGUUUGGAAUGAAAAUCCCAGAUCCUAGUGGGUCCAGUUUGAUGGUGCCAAUUCUCGGAAUAGACUGUGACUGGAACACUAGGCAGCCUUCCCCACUCGCAGGAACCAUGGAAGAUGCAGAUGGAAAAGGCCUUGUUCCUAUCACUAUUGGUGCCAGAACCAUAAGUCCUAUCACAGGUGAAAUUGGGCCUGUUAUAGGUGCUCAAACCAAUCCCUGGACACACAAUGUAAUUCCUGCCGUUCAGUCCUUAGGAGCUUUACCAAGAAGAGCAACAGAUCCAGAUCUGCUGGACCUUCUAGAAAAAGAAAUAAAUUUGAGGCAAGUAUACUGGCAUUGCAGAAGAAAGAAGGAAGAAGAGCUUCUCAAAGAGCUGAACUCCCUGUUUCUCCAUGUUCUUGAUGCUGCAAAAAAAGAGAGAGCACAGAAGAUAAAGUACAAAGAAAAAGUGAAAGACACUGAGAAAAUGUGCCAUUUUCUUGAACAGUCCUCUCUGCAGGAAGCUGAGAGAAGAACCUCAAAAUAUUUCAGCAGCCAGCUGGGCACUGAACUACCCAUCCUAUCCAAAGUUGAUAGAGAUGAAAAAGAACAGGAAAUACAGGUUCUGCUGGAGAUCAGAAAGGCACUGGAAAAGCUGAUGCAGUUCAUUAAAAAAAUGCAACUGCAAGAAGACCGAAUACAAAUGCAGCUGACAGAGAAAGAAAAGCAAGGGAGCCGCUUCUUGAACACUGAGACAGAAACAACCCUGAAGCUCAGAAAGGUCAUACUUGCCCUAGCCUCUGAGUUUCAAGAAUGCAUACUGAAACAACAAGCCAGCGUGGAGACUGCAUAUGCCAAACUGGAAUAUGUGAGGGACGUCUCAACUACCCAGACCCAGCAGGCAAAGGUGCUUUUCUCUGGGUCACGACAGUGUUUUGAAAACUAUCAGACAACCAGGUUUUAUGGCAUUAUUGGGUUCUCACAUGGUACAGGCAAGGUCAUCCAUCAAAAACUGAUCCCACUACUCAAGUCUAUGGUUCAUAUGCUGGAGGAAAAUAGCAAGAGUAGUAUACCACCAGAGACACCAGGCUACUCAUCAAGAAGCACUUUAAAAGCAUCUGCUGCUCAUUCAGAAGCAUUAAGAGCUGAAGCAAGUCAGGAAACUGCUUCAGCUUCCAUAGUAUCAUCUGUUCUGCCCACUUCACACUCACCAAGGAUCGGCCAUAUAAAACAUGAAAUCCAGACAAGGCGAGAAACCUUGUUUAUUUGCCCCUGCAUUUUCAUUUAG
Messenger RNA from Dromaius novaehollandiae (emu), 4179 nucleotides. RefSeq lists its product as uncharacterized. The transcript has 20 exons. The coding region runs from base 883 to 4179 and encodes 1098 amino acids. The record is from RefSeq and is a predicted model, not a curated record. Lineage: Eukaryota; Metazoa; Chordata; Aves; Casuariiformes; Dromaiidae.